Trichoplax adhaerens is the source of this 666-nucleotide messenger RNA. RefSeq lists its product as uncharacterized. Gene Ontology annotation, biological process: cell-matrix adhesion. NCBI's taxonomy places the organism in Eukaryota, Metazoa, Placozoa, Uniplacotomia, Trichoplacea, Trichoplacidae. The transcript has 4 exons. The coding region runs from base 1 to 666 and encodes 221 amino acids. Gene Ontology annotation, cellular component: extracellular region; lysosome. The record is from RefSeq and is a predicted model, not a curated record. Gene Ontology annotation, molecular function: calcium ion binding.
AUGAAGACUCGUGUACAAUUCAUCUUUUUGACCUUGUUGGUUUUCUUGGAGAUAUCAAGCGCAUGUACACACCCUAAGCAACUACAGGGUAUUUUAGCAGAUGCAAUAGCGACUAAAAAAAUGCAACCAGGCGCCAAAUUAGACUUACUAGAACUUGGAAUCCGUUAUUAUUACGACUCUGUACUGCAGAAGAUUCGUCUUGACGAAAAUAUCGAUGGAACCCGAAUUACAGUUAUUCAAGAUUAUAAACGGCACAAGUCUUACACUAUCAUCAAUGGUGAUAAAUGUACAAGCUCUAACUUAACACAACGCUUUCCAGAUUACCCACCACAAGAUAUAAAAUCACUCGGAACUUUUGAAUUUGGAGGAUCAAGGAAUAAAAUUCAAGUCGAUGGCUAUUCAUUCAUUUUUCAGGGCACAUCUGUUCAACUUUUCUUUAACUCAAAGAAUUGUAUUCCAGUAGCUGAAACUGCAUAUAUUCAAAUGCCGAAUCAAUUGUCUUUAUCAGCUAUUGCAUUUUCCAAUAUGACCGCAAGUAUCACAGAUCCUUCCGUAUUUAACCUACCUCCCGUAUGUUCCGAAUUCGCCACAACGACUCUUGAGAGGUUCGAUCCUAUCCACCAUGCUAGGUUAAGAUUUGCUGAAAGACAUGUACGCUUACACUAA